CUUACUAUCAAGUCUAACUAUAAAACUGAAAUAGACAAAGGAGUGUUUAUUUAGACCACCUUACAUGUAAUGUGAAAAAUGAGAAAAGAUAACAACUCAGUUAUAUAAGUAGUUUGCCUUGGAGAAGACUUGUACAGGAUAUUCCUUCAUCAUACAAUGAGCAGCGGCAACGAAAAUACAGUAGACUAUACCCAUUUGGGUCGAUCUGGCCUCGUCGUUUCCAAUUUAUGCCUCGGAACAAUGACGUUUGGUAAAAAUGAAGAGUCUUAUUCAGCCAUUUAUACAAGUCCAACACAGACGGAUGAAGAAAAUUCACACAAAAUUUUAGACAGAUUUAUACAACUUGGAGGUAACAUGAUUGAUACGUCAAACUUAUAUUCCCAUGGAAAAUCAGAAGAGACAAUUGGACAAUGGUUAUGCAGAAAAAAUCGUUCAAACAUUGUCCUUGCAACAAAAGUACGUGCACCUGUUGGACCAGGACCGAAUGAUAGUGGACUCAGCAGACGACACAUUAUACAUAGCUGUCAUGAAAGUCUACGACGAUUACAGACAAACUAUAUAGAUUUAUAUCAGAUGCAUGCUUGGGAUGAUUCUGUCCCUCUUGAGGAAACAUUGCGAACGUUUGACGAUCUUAUCCGAGGAGGAAAAGUAAGGUAUAUUGGUGCCAGCAAUCUUAAAGGUUGGCAGUUACAGAAAAUGAUGGACAUGUCUAAAUAUGUGGGGUUACCAUCUGUCAUAACUUUACAGCAACAAUAUAAUUUACUCCGGAGAGAAUCAGAAAAUGAUGAAUUCGAAGUCUGCAACAACGAAGGAGUCGGUGUUUUACCGUUUGGCGCAUUAAAAGGUGGAUUACUCAGUGGGAAAUACAAAAAACAGAAUGGUAAUUUUGCUGUAACAUCAGGACGUUUGUCACAUGCCAGUUCCAUAGGCUAUAAAAGUACACAAUCAUGUCCAUCCCUACAUAGUUAUGAAAACGACGAUUCUUAUUGGAAAUUGAUGGCAGCUAUGACAAAAAUGGCAGAAAGUCAUGGGAAAACUGUGAGUCAGAUAGCAUUGAGAUGGGUCCUGCAAAAGAACAUCGUGGCGUCAGUUAUAAUAGGUGCCACUAGUAUACAACAGUUAGAAGAGAAUAUGGCAUCUGGCAGUGGAUGGCGAUUAUCACAUGAUGAAAUGAUUGAAUUGGACACAUUAUCGCCAAGAAGUAAUCAUUUUGUACAGAAUCAAGGGGACAUAUGGAAAUCUAAAGCUAGGAUAAUGUUUCCAAAUACUGUAGUAUAUAGUUCCUAAGUUAACACUUAGAAAAUAGAAUACCAAAUACAUAUUUCUUAAUAUAUCGUGUAUUUUCAUAUUACAUUAUUACACAAUCAUUUGAUACCAGUUAUUGGUCAGUAGAUUAUCUAUUGAUAACAAUUAUAGUACAUGCUGUUAUGUUUUCAAGUAAUGUUAUCAUAUUUUACCACAGGUCUACAAUACAUUGUAUUUGAGCCCCGCUGAAAAAUAUUCGAUUCGCUAUAUUUCAUUGUAAAAUAUGCAUAUUAACCUUAUGCACUCAAAAAAUUAUAAGCUAGUUAUCUUGCAAUUGUCAACGAUCGUGAAAGGUAUAAGCAAUAAUAGAUCGUUGAAGAAUUUCAUUGGACAAUUUCAUCAACUUUUGUAAAUAAAAUUGCAUUUUGUAUAACAGAUUUAAAACAUUUACAUAUAGACAGAUACAAAUUGUGAAAUUUAUUAUUGAAUUUUGACAGUAAUACGAGAAACUGUCCCUAAUUCAUCAAUUAAUGAAUGGUUAAAAACGAACUAUUGUACAGUAUCUGUAAUUGGUUAAUAAUGGACUAACGUCCAG
Messenger RNA from Mytilus californianus (California mussel), 1840 nucleotides. RefSeq names its product 1-deoxyxylulose-5-phosphate synthase YajO-like. Bases 157 to 1287 code for a protein of 376 amino acids. Gene Ontology annotation, molecular function: oxidoreductase activity. The record is from RefSeq and is a predicted model, not a curated record. NCBI's taxonomy places the organism in Eukaryota, Metazoa, Mollusca, Bivalvia, Mytilida, Mytilidae. The transcript is spliced from 8 exons.